AUGCUGAUGGGGAGUGGGGCGGGGAAGGGGACACCCUGGGCUUCAGCCCUGUUGCUGUGUUGCUGUCUCUCUGCGCUGCUCCUAAGUGUACGCAGUGAGUAGGUGCUAUGACCAAUAAAGGAGGAGCUGGGUGCACAGCAGCCUGGCCUGGGAGUGGUGCUGCCAAUCUGGGCUCUGAGACCCAGCCGACAGCAGUUGCUGUGGGUCAUGCGCAUGCCCCUCCCUAGACCAGAUGUGGCUGCAGGCCUGCUGCUCAUCAACAAUUUGGGCACUCUUGGGGAUGAUUCCAAAGGCUUCCUAACUGUGAAGGACCUAGCUGAGGUGAAUAACUACUGGGCUCUGCACCUGACCUCCGUGCUCUGCUUGACGUCAGGCUCUCUGAAUGCCUUCCCCGAUAACCCUGGUCUCAGCAAGACUGGUUGUCAUCAUCUCUGUGCCCUGCAGCCCUUCAAGGGCUGGGGUCUGCACUGUGUAGGGAAGGCUACCUGAGACAUGGUGUACCUGUCUCAGGUCCUGGCUGUCGAGGAACCCAGCGUGAGGGUGCUGAGCCAUGCGCAGGGUAGGGAAACCGCGCCGUCUCGCCGCGAUGCUGUCGGGCCGGCAGACCGCGCACAGCCGGCAACGCGGCCGCGGACCCCAAGCUCCGCUGCAGGUCGUGCGCUCCGCCCGGGCUUCCCCGGCGCCGCGGCCCGGGUGCUUGACCCGGGGCGGCUGGGCUGCUGA
Molecule: messenger RNA, 723 nt
Organism: Mastomys coucha (southern multimammate mouse)
Lineage: Eukaryota; Metazoa; Chordata; Mammalia; Rodentia; Muridae
Gene: Spr
Product: sepiapterin reductase
Biological process (GO): tetrahydrobiopterin biosynthetic process
Molecular function (GO): sepiapterin reductase (NADP+) activity
Source: RefSeq, a predicted model, not a curated record